Pieris brassicae (large cabbage white) is the source of this 2847-nucleotide messenger RNA. RefSeq names its product homeobox protein 13-like. The record is from RefSeq and is a predicted model, not a curated record. Lineage: Eukaryota; Metazoa; Arthropoda; Insecta; Lepidoptera; Pieridae. The transcript has 2 exons. Bases 37 to 2847 code for a protein of 936 amino acids.
AAAUAUAUCGCUCGUCAUUUGCCGAAUGCUUUAGUGAUGGGGGCGUUUGUGUUAUUCUUAUUUUUUAUUUAUAUCAAUGAAAAUAUUGCAAAAAUACCAAACGAACAGACGUUACCAUUAAAUGUUAAAUCGAAAGUGUCACCUGAUCCAUAUAAUAUCCCAAUACGAAGAUAUAAGGAAGAAUAUUUCGACCCAUUUCUGCAAGAUAUUUACUCUGAAACAACACAACACAAGAAGGAAUUUCUCAAUGCUCCUUCCUAUAGAUUCUGUAAGGAUGACGACAUUUUGAAAUCAGAAAGAUUAUACUUCAAAGUUCCUCUGCAAUCUAAUAUAUCUAAUGAAUAUAGAACAUUAAUAAGAAAUCCUGAAAUUUCGCCAGAAAAUCAUUGUCUUCAGUCCAAAAUAAAUUACAAUGAUUUUUCUCCUCACGAUGAAUACCCCAGUAAAGAAAUGAAAAAGCCUAAAUGGAAUAAUCGAGAAGAAGUUUUAAAAAGAAGAACAAAGGAAGACCUUGAAGAUUUUUCUCAUCUCAAGGAUGUAGCAAAAAUACAACGUAAUCCCGAAAAUUUUUAUGGUAAAAAUAAUUAUACCUCCGAUUAUUAUGUAAGAUUGGAUAAUCCUAAAUCUAAUGAAGAUAUAAUUUCUAACCCUGAAUACGAUGCUCGUAUAAAGUUACAUGACAAUCCUUUUAUGCAAAUUCCUUUAAAAUCUGAAUAUAGUUUGGAUAAUGCUUUCAUACCACACAUUUCUCCAAUAGUAGAGUGUAGGGGAGUCAAUAGAAAGUAUAAUGAGUUUUCAGAAACUCCUUCUUAUAGUAGGCACCUUCACCAGAAACCAGGCGCUAAUUUAGUUGGACAUUAUAGAGCACCCAAUGAAAAUGACGAGUUUAAAGAUCAAACUCAUUUAAAGCAUUCGCUUACGUCUUCAGCAAGUGCCGUAGAAAAUAGACUACUUACCUCUCACAUAACAAAAACAUUUGAAAAAGUAAAAGGAGACGAUGAAAAUAUUCCUGAUAGCCCUCUAAAUGAUAUUCCUUUUUGGAAAUCUCCAUCAAAUAAAAAAUAUAGAACAAGGUUAAAUUUAUAUACUGAUCAUCAUACUAAAGAUGUACAAAAUAUUAUCGAACAGUCUAAUACUACAUUGGCUUCUUCGAGGUUACCGCAGCAAAUAACAAGUCAGCAAAUUUACAAGACAAAACCUUUUGAAUCUAAAAUCAGUUCAAAAAACAGUAGUUCUUUUUCGACUAGUCCAGGGGUAACAGAGAUGUCUCUGAGUGGUAAAUCUCAUAACAGGCUCAAUGAAAUUCCUAGUGCUUUCGUUAAUCAGAUGUCCACCGAAAGAAGCCACGAAAAUAGUUUUAGUAACAGAAAGAUGGAAGAAAUGAACCUUGCAAACUUUUUAAGACGACAAAUACAGACCACGGCAAACCAGACUAUUCCCUCUCAUUAUGACAUGGCAAAACAUUCAAAAUCAAUCGAAGCAACAGAAGAAGCACCACAACAUUAUGAUACGUGGUACAGAUCGCCUGCAUUUAAUGUUAACUCUAAACUCAUUAACGAUAGUAUUAAGCCAAUCAACGUAAAUAAUCACAAUGGAAGUAAUACACAAACGAAACACGAUAUGGUAAAUUUAAAAUCAGUACCUCUGAAUAACAGUUUUGACAUAAGAAAAUAUACAUCAGAUCGUAUUAAUGCGUUCUACUAUCCAAGCAACAUUAAAUCUUCCCUUUCAUAUAACGAAAAUAAGAACAAUGUUAAUAUUGAUUAUAUACAAUCCAACGCUGAAGGAGUUUUCAUCCAACCAAAUUUAGAAAAAGACAAGUCAUUUGUAAAAAGUGAAAUAAAAACCAUCGUACCGGAAAGCAUUGGAAGCUCAAUAAAUCAAAUACCACGUUGUUAUCACGGAAGAAAUAAUUUGACAUUAAGUCAAGGUGGUGAUACUAUGAACCAAAAUAUAAGUGGAUUGUUAUAUAAAAUACCUGAAGUGAACCCAUUGGUAAAUGAACCAAUUAUUAUACAAAAUAAUUCGAUUUCGAAAAAAGAUCGAAGCAAUUCUAUUAAAUGUUAUACGCUUCCAACACCUGCGUCUCUGCCAUCUCCUAUAAAUUAUAAUAAUCAAGAUUACAGAAGAAUAAAUAGCUCUCCAAUACAUGUACAACCAUUUACUACUAAAGUUUAUCCUCAAGAAAUUACCAUUAAAUCAACACAUAAUACACCAGUAGUUUCUGCUGCGCCUUAUACAGUACAAGUUCCAAACAACUCAUUCUAUGAAAUCAAUAAACCUAAAGUUACACUUCUUAAUCCCACAAAUGCUCCGAAUCUAGCUUAUAAAAACCCCACAGUAUUCUAUAUUCCUAGCACCACAUAUAAACAAACUGGAGCAGCUAUCAACGCACCAAAAGUACAACUACUAAGUCAAAAUGACACAAAAUUAAAUCCGAUAAAAUCAACAAGUUCUUAUGUCAAUGUUUUAGCAAACACUGGGAACCAGGUACAUCAGACUGUAAAUAAAUAUAACUCACUCUUAAGCGCUUCCUUAAACAAUAUAACUUCAGUUAUUGUUUCUAAUAUUCUAUCAAGUUUCAAUAAAGAUAUUUCUAAAACGUUAAAGAAACCAUUACCCAAAGGUUCAAACGUUCCAAUAUCAUGUGAAAUACCAACUUUUGAAGUGACACAUCCUUGUAUUGAAUCGCCGAGGUAUUUGCCAGAGACGCCAAUAAAAAUAAGAAAUGAUAAUUCUACAAGCACUACUACCACUAAAUCUUCUAAACCAUGUGUAUCUACGAUAACAAUUAAUGUUUUACCACCUGUACAGCAAAAGUCUAAUGAUAUUAUUAUACUUGUAUAA